AUGAGCAUCUCCGUGAACGGGCAGUCGGUGGUGCCGCCGGGGUUCCGGUUCCACCCCACGGAGGAGGAGCUGCUCACCUACUACCUCGCCAAGAAGGUGGCGUCCCAGCGCAUCGACCUCGACGUAAUCCCCGACGUCGACCUCAACAAGCUCGAGCCAUGGGACAUCCAAGAGCGCUGCAGGAUAGGAACAGGCCCGCAGAACGACUGGUACCUGUUCAGCCACAAGGACAAGAAGUACCCCACGGGGACGCGCACCAACCGCGCCACCGCCGCCGGGUUCUGGAAGGCCACCGGCCGGGACAAGGCCAUCUACUCCGCCGCCGGGUCCGGCCGCAUCGGCAUGCGCAAGACCCUCGUCUUCUACAAGGGCCGCGCCCCGCACGGCCACAAGUCGGACUGGAUCAUGCACGAGUACCGCCUCGACGACGCCGUCCCCGCCCCCGCCAACCCCAACAACCCCGCCGCUCCCGGCGACGCCGGCAGCACCUACUACUCCGGCACCUCAUCAUCCCCGAUUCGUGGCGUGGCCGGAGACCAGUCGUCGGGGCAGGAGGACGGAUGGGUCAUCUGCAGGGUGUUCAAGAAGAAGAACAUCGUCGUGAACCAAGGCCAGAACGGCGGCGGCGGCGGCGGAGCGGCGUCCAACAAGCUGGCCGGCGCCGCCCCCAUGGAGCGCAGCCAGAGCAACUGCUCGUCGACGGUGACCACCAUCAGCAACCACAUCAAGGCGGCGCAGCAGCAGCAGCAGGACCAGCAGAACCAGCUGCUGCACUACUCCGCCAGCGACGACGCGCUCGACCACAUCCUCAACCACUACAUGCAUGGCCGCUCCCCCACGACGCCGUGCAAGCAGGAGGCCAAGCCUGCCGCCGGCUCGGCGCUGGACCACCUGAUCAACAGCACCGCGUGCCCGAACGGGACCCUGUACGAGCGGUUCAUGAAGCUCCCGCCGCUCGAGCACGUCGUCUCCGGCGGGCUCCUGCACCCUCCGGCAACCGAGUACGGCGGCGGUUCAGGGAACAACAACAUCGGCACAGAGUGGGACUCGCUCGACCGGCUCGCGGCCUCGUACGAGCUCAACGGCCUCUCCGACGACGUCGCGUCCGCCAGCAAGAACAGCAGCAUGGCGUCCUUCUUCGUGGACGGGCACGGCGGCGCCACCGGCGCCGGCGCCGGGGACGGCGACCUGUGGAGCCUGGCGCGCUCGGUGUCGUCCCUCCACGCGGACUUGACGACGAUGAAUUGA
Triticum turgidum subsp. durum (durum wheat) is the source of this 1248-nucleotide messenger RNA. Lineage: Eukaryota; Viridiplantae; Streptophyta; Magnoliopsida; Poales; Poaceae. The record is from the annotation of a GenBank genome assembly.